Molecule: messenger RNA, 309 nt
Organism: Orbicella faveolata
Lineage: Eukaryota; Metazoa; Cnidaria; Anthozoa; Scleractinia; Merulinidae
Source: RefSeq, a predicted model, not a curated record
AUGGAUUUCAUCAGCGUUGAAAUGCUCAGUUGUAGGCAAGACGACGCAGUGAAGAAGCUCUUUAAUAAGAUUGUGGCCAAGCAGAAAGUUCCAUCAGACUGGAGAAGAUCGCUCAUCGCGAAAAUCCCUAAGAGGGGGAAUCUGACCAUGUGUCACAACUACCGUGGUAUAUCUCUCCUAUCAGUGUCAUCGAAGAUCUUCUGUAGAAUUCUGAUUGACGGAAUGAAGAAGGGUAUAGAUGAGAGGCUGCGCCAGGAACAGGCUGGCUUCAGACGAGGGAGGGGAACUUUGGAACAGAUAUUCACAUGA